UCCGCUUGCGGAUUAAGUUACGAAGGCACGCGUGUGCGUUAUUAUCUCGCUCGCGACGGAUAUACCGCGGGAACGAUCGCAUUUUCGUCCUCCUGUCCCCCGGGUCUGACGCGGAAACGCGAGUUUCACCCGCGGGCCGCCACCGCCGAUGCCGUCGUCGCUGUGCGCCCGUCGGUGAUUCGCCGUGAGACAUCGGAGACAAGGAGUACAGUUCGCUUCCUCACGGAACUGCCGACGGAAGAUGCCGCCUGCCGAUCAUCUCGGAACGUGAGUGACAAGCUGGAUAUUGGUAGCGUGCCGAUCGGCGAGGAGUUUCCGGGUACCCUACAAAUUUUUCAAUCACGGAGGACACUAACAACAACAUGUCUUACCUCGCUCUGGACUCCAACGCUUGGCAGGUAAGUGUUACAUCUGUCAUGCCGACUUUAUAUGUUGGGUUUUACGUUGGAACGAAGGGAGAAUCGGGCGUUUAGUCAAAUUGCGGUUCUGUCUGAGACUCGGAGGAGCACAGCUAGAAAUAAAUAACCGCAAAAUAUUUUCUUUUUACGCAAACUGGCAAAUUGGCAAAGAGUUAACGGCGAUUUUUGCCACUUUGGAGUGUUAUUUUAUCAAUAUGACAUUUAAUUGCAACGUAGACUCAUAUUUUUCAUUUAACAAGGUUAUUUAAAUCUCUCUGAACAAUAUACUUUUCGAGAAAGUAAUGUUUUUUUUUUUUUACGAGUUACAUUCUCCCUGCAUCAUGAUGUGCCGGACAUUCGAUUCGCGAAGCAUAACCGAGAAGCGCUAUCUUAAAAUGUGAUUCUAAAUUUCGGAGGGAAAACCUCUUCAACAAUAACAUUUUUAUGACAGGGAAAUAAACGUUCUAUGUAUUUCGUACUAAAUGGAAAAUGGAAGACGUGUAAAAAAUUGAUAUUUUAAAGCAGAUAUUACGUAUGGGCUUUAUAAACCGAUUCCGAACGACGACAUUAUAAAUACGCGGGUAUCAUCUCGCGUAAUUGAUUUAUAGCUUUGGGCGAGCGCGAGGAAGCUUUGCAUACAUUAUUUUAGGAUAUCUUCCUCAGAGUCAUUCUAAUGUCACCGUAAGAACAGCGGAAUGUACAUCUCUCGGUGUAAUUUUCGCGACAGCGGCGCGGAUGGAAAUAUUGAAUUUGAAGCUCUCGCGUUACCUUAGCCGAGGUAUCAAGACACGUCGCCGCAGUAAACACAUUAUCCUCGUGAAUAUAUCCUGGAUAUCCAAGCUCCCUGCUGCUGUAUGUGACAUGAAUAUUUAUACGCGGCGCAGAGAGCUACCGUCGCGCAUGAACGUUUCAUUCUCCUGCACGCGGAAAAGCUGCGCGCUUUCUCUCUCUCUCUCUCUCUCUCUCUCUCUGAUCAUUAUUUUAUUAUUCGAAUAUGUAAUUCUAACGAGGCGUCUGCGGACGAAAACUGUUUAACUGAAAAAUUCGUCCGAUUGGCGAGCAUCGAUAAACGGUUCGCUUUGUAUCCGCAUCACCAGACUCGACGGAACAAAAAUUGAAACGUCAUAUUUUCGCAAUUAAAAAACUUAUGAAAUUAUUGCACGCGUUCGUAAUGAUUAUACGUAAAUGAUUAUACGUGUAUUAAUUAAACGGCAGGCAUGUGCCGCACGUCUAUACGCAUACGAGAAAGACAAAGGUGUUCAAAGUACUGUCUGUUUCACAAAAUUGUUCUCGCGUGCGCAUAAAGAGAGAAAUUCCUCCCUUCGUUGGAUUACUAUAUUAUCGAAAAAGCAUAUUAAAAUUCCACCUUAGCAGUUUGAUUUGACUUCCUGCAUACCUCAAAGUUGCUUUAACUACUUCCGCUUAUACGACGCCGCCAGCGAGGCGAGUUAAACGGGCCCUAUUUACCGCGAGGCGGUUUCUGAUAAUCGUAGAUCACCGAGGACAGAUCAAUCUUCUUCCGCGAUCGCGCGGCGAUCGGCGCGCCGCGCCGGGUCCACCCCAUUCAUAAACCAGCCAACCAGACGUCAGAUACGGAUCGCGGGAGACCUCCGGCAUCCCUCUCCUCGCGCGGCUAAUUCUCCCCCAUGGUAGACGCGAUCAUUACCGACGCAAAUUAGCGACCGGCCACGUUCCACCGGCGCGUUUCGCAUGCGAUGCGUGGAACGAGCUCGCGCGAUUACGCGGGGUUGAGUAAUGCGCGCACGCGAUCACGAGGUGCUGUACCCAUCAGGUAAAGGACGAGGAUAGUGGAGAGGGGGGGGGGCUCUUUUUUACAAUUCCAUUCUCGCGAAGGUCCUUGGAAUCUGUCGUGAGCCACGUUGUCUAGGAAAAGGGGCACUCAGAGCAGUAAUGCAGAUUUCAGACUUUUUCUACAUAGCCAUGCCCGUGGAGAGGAUGAAGAAUUAAGGGCAAGAACCAAUUAUACACUGAGCACACACUGCAUGAGUCUUUAAUACGAUUGGUCCUUAUCCUUGGUUUUUCAUCCCCUCCACAGGCACGGCUAUGACGCAAAUCUGAAAACUAUGAUCCAGAGCUCUUGUGUACGCACACGCGGUUUUUAUGUGUACUUACGAACACGGAGACGGCCAUUGAGAUCUAGAAUAUGCCGAAGGAGAAUUAUCGUUUCACUCGGAAAAACUGUUUAGAGUAGAUUUUUCUGUCGUUCGCGUGUAAUUGCGAUCGCGGUGCGUAUGUGGCAUGCAUCGUGUUGAUUUAUUUCUCGUUGUUCAACAAUUCGCGCAACAGUUUAUUACGCAAUGUUUGACGUUUGAAAACAGAUACCGCUUUUAUAUGCAAUAUGUUUCACUGUUCCUCUUGAAUAUUUCUUUUUUUCUCUUUCUUCUACCCGUCAUAAGUUUUCUAAAAGAAGUUUUUAGAAAAGUCCAAUCGCAUUAUGUCAAGAUAUGGCAUCGAGAUUAUUAGUGCAAUGUAUAUGCUCCUUCAAAUGUAAAUCACCAUUUCGGUUGUAUUACGUUUUGCCGCAUAUGCCGCGAUUGGCGGAGCAUGGCCGUUCGGACGGACGCGGAAAAAAAAACUCACGCGAACAAAUGGCGAGGGGAAAAAAAAAUCUUCGAUCGGGUGGGAAAAAAAAAGCCGACGCGUAGGUAUCGUCGCUUUGGACACGGUAUGGCGCGGCAUCGGUUCUCCCCUUCGCGGCGGUCACGGAAAUCACAUAGUAACAGCAGGAAAUGUAAGUCCUCGAGCAUGGCGGAUAGCGGAAACGCGUUUAGGUAGUAGCCCCGUAUUGAAUUAUGUUGUUAGCCGAGUUUCUCGCUAGCUGCGCCUAUGUUGUCUGUGAAAGGCAAUCCCGGCAGUGGCCGACUGGUACUUGUUCUCCUUACCUCCUAACGCUUUAAUUUGUUCCACUGAUAACAAGUACCUCUCUCGGAGUGCUCUCUCGGUCUUUAAUUAUUUAUUCAAAUUCUGAGAUUGCGGUUUAACGUUUAACGUGCCGCCACGGAACGUUCCAUUUCGAUCGAAAACGAUGAAAAAUAUAAGCCGCGCACGAAGAUCAUUCACGUUUUUUUUUUUUUUUUUUAAAUACUUUUCGUACUCUGUAACACGCAAAUAAACUUUGUUUUACAUGACUAUGUUUUACAUUUCUAUUGUUCUCCUGUCUGAAAGUUGUGCAGCUAUUUUAAAAUUAACUGCCGUGCCUUUUUGAUAGGUGGAAUGUUACGUUAAAAAAAAAAAA
This is a messenger RNA of Monomorium pharaonis (pharaoh ant), 3654 nucleotides long. RefSeq lists its product as uncharacterized. The record is from RefSeq and is a predicted model, not a curated record. Lineage: Eukaryota; Metazoa; Arthropoda; Insecta; Hymenoptera; Formicidae.